Molecule: messenger RNA, 1061 nt
Organism: Triticum aestivum (bread wheat)
Lineage: Eukaryota; Viridiplantae; Streptophyta; Magnoliopsida; Poales; Poaceae
Product: GDSL esterase/lipase At5g45920-like
Exons: 1
Coding region: 182-898 (238 amino acids)
Source: RefSeq, a predicted model, not a curated record
UCCGUGCACUGAACCGAUCAGCCGACGAAUUCAACGUGCGUGCGUACGGCCAACCCGGCUCGCUCCCCCAUGCAGCCGCCUCUCGCUUCCUGUCUAUAUACAACCUUCCGCGCGCCAUGCCACUCAUCGAUCGAACUUGACCAGCUAGCACGAGCGAAGCUUGAGCUCGAGGGUCAUCAUCAUGAGGCCGUCGAUCAUGCUGUUCGGCGACUCCAUCACGGAGGAGUCGUUCGGGGAGGGCGGGUGGGGCGCGCACCUGGCGAACCACUACUCCCGCUCCGCCGACGUCGUCCUCCGGGGCUACAGCGGCUACAACACCCGCUGGGCGUCCCUGGUGGCCGACCGCGCGUUCUCCGCCAUCCCGGCGUCGGCGGCCGUCGCCGCCGUCACCGUCUUCUUCGGCGCCAACGACGCGUCGCUCCCCGACCGCGCCAGCGCGUUCCAGCACGUGCCGCUCCCGGAGUACCGGGACAACCUGCGCGCCAUCUGCGCGCUGCUCCGCGCGCGCUGGCCGUCGGCGGCGCUCAUCCUCGUCACGCCGCCCCCCGUCGACGAGCGCGGCCGCGUCCGGUUCCCGCGCAACGGGGACGCGUCCGGCCUGCCCGAGCGGACCAACGAGGCGGCCGGCCGGUACGCGCGGGCGUGCGUGGAGGUGGCGCGCCAGCGCGGGCUCCGGGCCAUCGACCUCUGGUCCCGGAUGCAGGAGUUCCCCGGGUGGGAGACGGCGUUCCUCAGGGACGGGCUGCACCUCACUCCGACCGGCAACCGGCUUCUGUUCGAGGAGGUGGUGUUCGCGCUGAGGGACGCCAACCUCAGCCUGGAGGCGCUCCCCGCCGACCUGCCGCUCUGCAGCGACAUCGACCCCGACAACGCCGUCAGGUGCUUCGAGGAGGAGUGAGACCAUGCUGAGGAUAAGGUUCAGAAUUGAUGGAUAUCGGUCGAUGCCGCCCAUGAAAUUGUUUUUUUGUUUGUUUGUUUCUUUUUUGUUUACAUUAUUUGUUUUGUCCAUUCAUGUUGUACGAGAUUGUCACGGCAGUUUGUUGGCUGCAUUCGUUAUUUGU